Molecule: messenger RNA, 2621 nt
Organism: Dermacentor silvarum
Lineage: Eukaryota; Metazoa; Arthropoda; Arachnida; Ixodida; Ixodidae
Gene: Ilp7
Product: probable insulin-like peptide 7
Exons: 3
Coding region: 22-501 (159 amino acids)
Cellular component (GO): extracellular region
Molecular function (GO): hormone activity
Source: RefSeq, a predicted model, not a curated record
GAGGGGAGAGAGACCACGGCCAUGCUGAUACAGUGGACCACCCUGUGGUUCGGCUUGCUUGCCGCCUGUCCACGUCUUGCGGAAUCCGGAGCGGACGUGCCCGACUGGAACGAGAUCUUCAGCAACAGGAACGACGACGACUGGGCACGGGUAUGGCACGUGGAACGCCACCGGCGCUGCUACCACGAGCUGCUGUCGCACAUGAGCUGGGUCUGCGAGAAGGACAUCUACAAGAUGCGCCGCCGAAAGAGGGACGCGCCUCUGGACAAGGACGCCGACCUCGCUGAAGUGUUUCUGAAGCCCGAGGCCGCGCUGAGCCUGCUGAGUUCAUCUGCGUCUGGCAAGCAGGCGGGUGGCGGACGGCGCAAGUCGUGGCGGCGCCAGCGGUUGGGAGUGCGGGGCAUCAUGGACGAGUGCUGCGACGUCCAGACCGGCUGCAGCUGGGAGGAGUACGCGGAGUACUGCCCCACCAGUAGGAGGAUACGCAACCGCAGGCGCUAGAACAACCCGGCUCCUGCGGACACACACCCACAGCGAGCACGUCUCUCGCACUCCGAGAACAAAAGGAGUGCCGGUGACUCCCUUUUGUGCAAGAGAGUCAGUCCCCUAUUUGACUCCCUUUUUGAAUUUUCCUCCCCGACGCAGUACGCUCCUUCCACUUGGGCACUGCCGAAAGUGUUUGUGCAAUUCGAUGGACUACAACUUCGUAAAACCCAAAGGACUGAAACCGGGAUAAGUUGGUGUGCAUUCAUAUUCAGAACAAAACACAAACAAACAAGGGACGGUGUUUGUCUGUUUUGCUGCGGCCCUUUUUUGUUGGCGCUUUGUUCAGGAGAUGGAUUUUAAAAUGGAGUUCAAUGUGCGACUCGUGGUUUACGGAGUGACGGAGUCGGAGAGUCACGGUUCAAAGGAGUCACCAGCACCCCCUUUCCUCUUAUGAGUGUGAACGAACACGUGUGACCGGAAGGCGCGUCCGUUUCGGAGGAGCUAGGCUUAGGAAUGAAUUUUGGUGGUGUACCGUGGCUGUGGCUCGUGGUCCCUGAAAAGGCAAGGUUACGUAAGUCUUGCUAAUUAUCCCUCAGGACAAAAGAACUGUCAAAUCACGCGUUUGCAGGCGCGCUCGUGACCCCUCAAAACGCAGUGAUGACUGUAGAUCGCAUGGUUACACAUCCUCAUAUGUCCCUCAAUGACCCGGUGUUGGUGGCCGUCUAGUCAUUUUUUUCUUGUGUUCGAGUACCCGUUGCGUAUUUUCGUGUUCACAGCUAUGGACAGGCACGGCGAGCAGCCUGUCACGCAGCAAUGGGCAAAACGUAUAGGCACCGCCAGGCAUCUGCGGUCUAUAACUGGUAGCCAGACGUGCGCAUGCACUCAGCUAUUUCCUAUGCUGACACAGUUAAAUUGGCAUCUCCUGUACUUGCGAUCCUAUUUUAGCUCCCAUCAUAUCUCGCCCUCCCAUAAGGCAAGGAGAAGUCAUAUGAAAAAAAAACAAAAAACACGGGAGACGAAGUCCGGUAGUUGGUGGCAUAUGUCUUCCAUGGCACAUCCAAAGAAAUUUCAUCAGUGUACUCUGUUUAUCCCCUCACAUCUUAUCUAUCCUCGGAGUCGUUGACCUAGUAUACCCACGAACUUUGGCAGAGUAUAAUGUUGGGCAAGUUGGUGCAUAUCUUUAGCGAAAGAUUUGUGCCGCAAAGUGAAAGGAAAUGCAAGAGUGAUACGGUGGGACACCAUUAUCCUGUCAACUCUUGUGUUCCCUCUCACUUACUUUGCGCCACAAAUCUUUCGUUAGUACCAACUUGGCUUAACAAUGACGCCUUUUUUUAAUUUAUCGUGGCUGUUGAAGCUCCAUUAUGUUACCUCCAAUAUCACAGAUGCUUUGUUAUCGGACGGGCAAUCUGCACUGCUUAGUGCAAAUGUUUGGGAGCCAAAUGUCAAGCAUUGUUGUGUCGUGACGCUAUCUAGUUUGACAGCCGAGAAUUGUUUUUCUUUUUCUUCCUUUCUUAUUAAAUUGCUGCUUCACCUGUGGCAUCUCAGCCAAAGUGCAAAAGCCUUGCGUUUCAGGUGAGCCCUGUUGGUCGUCAGCCGCAUCCGCUUGGCGCAUGUGCUUACGGAGUCCUGUGAUAAACGUCGCUGUGAUAUGAAUGAUAGAGCCCUUAUCAGACCGAUCCCUUCGUUGUCCCGGAUGUUUGAGGGCAUUCGUGCGUUCGCGCCUGGGACAGACGCGUCUUCUGGUCACACGCGCUGAGAGAAGGGGAUAAAACACGUCAAAUAGCGCAAGGGAAGUGUAUAUCCUUGUUGUCCUUCGACUGCAAGGACAUACUCGGUGUUCCUUGGAAACAAAAGCAAAAGUGUAGACACCGUGUCCGGAGUCUUGCAGGCGAAAUAUCCUUUCCUUCGUCACACCCGUCCCGAUUCCUCGAGAAGUACAAUUACAGUGCUUUCUUCUCUCCAGGGGCACGUCACCUCUUAAUGCGUACGCCGUGAAGCGUACGUAAGCAUAGCAAAAAAAUAAAAAAAAUAAAAAACUUCCAUACAUAGGCCUCUCGCGGCCGCAGAAAAAUAAUAAACAAUGUAACCGCCCAGUGCUGUCGGGGGCGGUAAAAUAAAAAUGGUUACAAAAUCAA